AUGAUGGAGCAAGUGCAAAGUAACGAACUGCUUAACCCACGCAAAAGUAGGAAGGAACCUCCCGACGAUCACACACGCAGAGAAAGGAAAAUAAUUAGAAACGUAAAAAGUAUGUCUAGAACGAAUUCCAUUAACUAUGGAAGUGAGAAUAGGGAGAUAAAAAUUAAUCUGAACAGCAAGGUGAAAAUGAUCAAAAGUUGUGCAAGAAAAAAUUACAACCAUGAUGGAAAGGAACGUAGACUAAACUACCCUCCACCUACUGAAGAAGAAAAUAAAGAGAUUCGUAACUAUAGCAGAAGCAAGCAAAGUAAAGGGAAAAAACUGCUUGGUAAAAUAAAAAUAUGUAGUGCCAAACGAAUUAAACAGAGGAAUCAGUCAAAUGGAAAGGAAAGCAAUGAAAUGAAUCCGUCGUGCGUAGAUGCAGAGAAAAGAGAUAGUUGUAUAAAAGGAGUUGAUACAAAUAAUGGAACCCUUAAAAACAUGAGACAGCUGCGCGCCGAUCUGCAGCUGUUCCUCAGAAAUGCGCACUACCUUAACGAAGCCUUCAUCAAAAGAGAAACUAUCCAGUUAAAACAAAAUAAGAAGGAAAUAUUAGAAGUGGAUGAAGAAAAUGUAGAGAGCACAGAUAAGGAUCUGGACAACUGUCCAAGCAAUGCGGUAGAAAAACUCUUAAAGAAUGAACAGUCAUCACGUAAAGGAGGAAUGGACACAGAAGUGCAACAAAAGGAAAUCCAUCAGGAGAACAACCAAAGUUUUACGCAAAGCCAAGGAGGGAAUCCCGACAUAGGGGGGAGGAACGACCUUCAAAAUGAAUCCUCAGUUACUUGCUACCAACUUAGGAAUGCCACUGUGAAUAAACAGAAUUAUGGAAUUACGAUUAAUCAAAAAAGGUGCAAAAGGAAGUGUAGACAAAGAGCCAAGAACCGCAACAGACGCACUCCCAGCAUUGACGCGGAUGGUAAUAGCAUUGUAGAUGAUCAGAACGUAAGGAAAAAAGUGAAACGGGACAUUUAUUCCGAAAGAACACUCAUGAGGAAUGACGAACAAACAUGCAAAGGGAGCGCAAGCGCCGCGAAGGAAGAGCCCCGCAGUAUAGCCAAUCCAGACAACGAAGAACCCCUUUAUGAUCACGUCGAAGACAUUAUUGAUAGGGUUAACCUAAACGAAACGCAACCACACAUGGAUGGGAAGAGCACCGACAAAGGAGAUCCUCCGAAAAAAAAUAAUUUCAAUGUCCCCACUAAACGACCAUACGAUAUAAAGGAUAUAAUAGACAGAAACGUUUUAAGCAAUUUUAUUAAGUGCGUUAAUAAUCAAUACAUGAGCGGUAGCAAAAAUAAUUCCAAUCAUGUUUCAGGCGAAGAUAGAAGUGGCAAGUGCGAUAAGGGGAAAUUAUUGCCUGCAUGCACGCUGGAGUGUUCGAAAAGGGAAAUGAACUAUGCAAGCAAGGAAGACGAAUACAAUGAUGAUGAGGACGAAUACAAUGAUGAUGAGGACGAAUGCAAUGAUGAUGGUGGGAAUAAUAUCCAUGUUGCACAUUCCGCACAGCGUGGGCAUUAUGAUGAAAAGGAAGAACAUGGAGAUAAUUCCAAUGUGUACAUCGCCCCAUAUGGUUGCCGCGACAACCGUGAAAUGAAGAAGACGAAGAACCCACUAAAAAAGAACGUUAUAACUCAUAUUAACCUGAAUAAAGCAAAAGGUGAUAUACAAAGGGAACUUAAAAAUAUAGACCCUACAACCUAUGGGGAAGGCGUUUUUGCAAAUUGUCCUACUACAUGUAUGAAUGGCGAAAAGGAGAUAUCCAACAUGGUGAAUAAAAAUGCAAGAGUACCAAACAAGUUGAAUGAACUGAACAACCUUAAGAAUGAACCUUCUAGUCAUUUCGAACGCGCUUACAAACAUAACCUUACCGCAUAUGAAAAAGGGAAUUCCUGGAAAGCAUUCAUUGUUGAGAAAAAGGAAAUAAAUAAAAAUGAUCGUAUGGCAACGGAAAAGUUAAACUCCAAAUUAUCUUUUAACCAAACUUAUGAAGAAAAUGAGUCCUCUUCUCUUAUUAGGAAGUAUGAAGCAAUACUUCUUCAGCAUUUUUCAGAGACCCCCCAUGUAGAUAAGAAGGAAUUUGAAAAAUGCAAAUAUUGCGUUUUGCAUAUUUUGAACCAACACAGGGGGAGAGACGGGAAUAGUCAAACCAGUCACCAAAAUGGUAACCAGAGUGAUAAUAUUUUUUGUGAGAGUGACAGGUGUGCUGAGGAUGAGUUACACAACCAACACAAGAAUCACACCGACCAUACCGCCCACACCGACCACACCGACCACACCGACCACACCGCGGCGACCAAGGCUGGGAUCUACCAAGACAUCGCGCACAUAGGCGACCUCACCAAGGGCUUCAAAGGAAACUACAAAUCUUUAAAAAAUUAUCUGAACAAUUUAAACAAGAAAAAAAAAAAUGUUCGUGACUACCUCUUGAACCUUUAUUGUUAUGCUUACAUAAGGCAAUGCGCUGUCAAUAACUCCAAGACGGCAGAUGGGGGCAAUCGCACUGUUAACGAAGAAGAAGAAGAGAAUAAGGGGAAGACGAAAAAAGAAACUCUACCCCAAAAUAUGAACAAACAUUACGGCAAAGAUAAGGGAGACUGCACAAGUAGUCAUUUUGUGGAGGCUAUAAAUGGGAAGGCUAUCAUCGAAGAAAAGGGAAAAAAGGGCACCUCUACUUUGCCAAAUAGAGGGGGGAACCUUCCCAAUAGCGAAUUUAGCGGCUACAACGGUGGUAAGGACCUCCCCACUAACUGCAAUAAAAGGCAAGUGUGCAGAAUAACGAGGAAGGAGGAUCAAAAGGUGGAACACAUUACAAAAGGUGAUUCCCCCCGCGUUAACGAGAAACAUAGUGUGGGUGCACAAAGUGGAGAUAUUAGAAAAAUUCUGUGCAGAUAUUACAACUACUUGAAACUAAAAAAUUACAUCAUCCCUUACAACAUGUACAACAGUGCAGGGGGAAUGGUCAAGAGGGAGAGCAGCCCCAGUGAGGUUGGAGCAAAUGAUCACCCUAACAAGAACGAUCAGAGAAAUGAUAAAGGUAGACACAAGAACAGGAAUGCAACUCUGGAAGAAGACCUUAUCAACAUAUCAUACAACUUCAUCACAGAGCAUAGAGGUUCAAAUAGAAACCUGACAUAUGAUCACUUUUGCAAUUUUCACAAAAAUGAAUUUUUUAAAAAAAGGGCAAACCAUAUUUUAAAUAGAACAGACCAAAGCGCAACGAAAGAAUGGGAUGAACCGAAACUGCACUGUAGUGAUUACAACACCAGGCUAAUGAACAGUUACACUUAUCAUGGUCAUCAUAGCAUGAACACUUACAAGAAGAAAAAUAACGGAAGCCAUUUCUACCUGUUCAAAUAUUUAAUAGAAAAUUUGAACCGAGAGGAACUCCAAAAGUUGAUGCUUUGUCAGUGCUGUUAUGUGAUAAAAAAAAUUGAAAAUAAAAUGACUCCCUUGGAUGUCAUCCUAGAUACCCAGAUAUUAUUUCAUGACUGUAACAGGUACUUUAAAAACCAGGGGUGGGUAGAUAAUAAUGGAAUUCCUCAGGACAGGGCAAAGUUACAGGCGCAGAAUUUAGGGGAAGGCACUUCUACCGCUAGCAUGAACAACCUCGGUGAUAGUGAUCAGCUUAAUGUCCUGCAUAGGAACGACCUUGCGAAAUUCCACAAUGGGGUGGGUGUCAUUGGCGGAAAAAAGCAAAACAGAAAAGUGGUACCCAGGCGCACGAACCUGUCGGAGGGUAGCCAUCAUGUCAACAACAGCAGCGGAAACGGCACAGCAGGAGGUACAGCAGGAGGUACAGCAGGAGGUACAGCAGGAGGUACAGCAGGAGGUACAGCAGGAGGUAGUACGAAAAAUUGGCUCAUCAAUCAUAGACACAACAAUUAUGGGCACACCCAUCAUAGCCACACAAAUCAUAGCAAAAGCGACAGAAACAGCGUGCACUUUUACAAUUUUGAAAACCACCAAGUAUCCAUGACAUCGACCAUGGCAUCUAUGAGUUGGCAAGGAAAAGCAUUCGCAAAUGAAAAAAAUAAAAACCAAGCAAAGUGCAACGAAAAGUGUAAUGAAAAGUGCAACGAAAAGUGUAACGAAAAGUGUAACGAAAAGUGCAAAAGGAAAGGCGACAAAGGAAGAAAUAAUCACCUAGCUGGAAAAACAGAAAAGGAAAAUAAAGAAAAGGUGAAGAAGUACCAAAAGGCAAAAGGUAGCAUAGAUCGUAGCAAGUUCGAAAGCGCACUCUUUAAAAUAGCAAGCCGCAAAUUGAGGGAUCUACAAAAUCAGGGGAAAAACCUCUUCAACAGGGACAAACGGAUGACUGAAGCUAUGCAGAAAGCAACACCGGAGUGA
Messenger RNA from Plasmodium knowlesi strain H, 4389 nucleotides. RefSeq names its product conserved Plasmodium protein, unknown function. The coding region runs from base 1 to 4389 and encodes 1462 amino acids. NCBI's taxonomy places the organism in Eukaryota, Apicomplexa, Aconoidasida, Haemosporida, Plasmodiidae. The transcript has a single exon. The record is from RefSeq and is a predicted model, not a curated record.